This is a messenger RNA of Ornithorhynchus anatinus (platypus), 1304 nucleotides long. RefSeq names its product chromosome 3 C10orf62 homolog (gene C3H10orf62). The record is from RefSeq and is a predicted model, not a curated record. The transcript has a single exon. NCBI's taxonomy places the organism in Eukaryota, Metazoa, Chordata, Mammalia, Monotremata, Ornithorhynchidae. The coding region runs from base 453 to 842 and encodes 129 amino acids.
GCUCCUCCUAGGAAGGGAGGAGGCCAGCAGGGUGCCGGCCCCCCGCCCCCAGACGUCACCUCCUUCCCGCGGGGGCUGUCCUUCCAGCAUGAGCCAGGCUGGCCCGGCUCACUGACCCCGACGCGUGCCCAGCUCAGCCGGACUGGCCCGGGCUGCUGGCCAGGCUCGAGCCACUCUCCCAGCCAUCAUGCCGGCUGGUGCUGGGGGUGGCCCUGCUGCUGGGGGCGGGCGGCCUCUACCUCUGGUACCGGCGGAGGAAGAAGAGACAGAAGGGCGGCAAGGCGGCGCAGGCCGGCCCCGCCUCCUCCCCCCCGGAGAAGAAGACCGACCCCUGGAUCAAAUCCCACUUCAGCCGCAUUUCCGACGAGAGGUUGUUUAAGGGCUUCCAGGAGAGCGGGGAGGCGGGGGCCCUCAGGCCCGGGGAGAGGGACAGAGCCGGGGCGCCCAAGGGGAUGAACACCACCGUCCACGUGGCAUCGUACACCAGCAGGCGAGGGGAGAGCGCCACGUUGCGCAGGGAAUCGUACGUCUCCAGCCCCUCUGGGCCCAGGGGAUCCGAGGUGGGGAAGCCGGCGGCGGAGGAGGCGUGGGCGGUGGUGGCCGCCUGCACCCAGGAGCUAGACACCAAGGGCCAGCACCUGGCUGAGGUCAUGAUGCAGCGGGCCUCGUCGUACCAGUACUCCGGCCACGUGGAGGCCGCCGACAUCAAGAAGGAGGAACUUGACGCCCUGGAGGGGGUGGAGCUAAAGCUGAAGGGAAAUUUUCUGGAGCAGCGAGGCGGCACCGUGGCCGGGAACAAAUGCGUCGUCCACCGUGGGCCGGGACACCACGGCUCGGUCUAGUCGUUCCCUCACAUCCCCCACCGGCCUCCUCCCGGCGCGGCCAACCCGGCUCCGCUCCCGGCGGUCUGCCUCAUCCUCCCGCUAUUCCCUCUCUCCAGGCCCAAGGGAGUUCCCGGGCGUUUCUCUCCGGACGCCCUCCGGGGCCAAAGAGACGUCAACCCCGGCUCGUCUAAUGGAACCCUUGGGCCCCAAGCCCGUGGUGGGAUCGACCGUGAACCGUGCCGGGAAAGUGGUCUGAUCCGGGAAACGGGGCCUAUGGAGAAGAGGGAGGGCUGGCCGUGCGAGACUGACGCGUGGCCUCGGUGGAUGAAAAUGGCGAGCCGGUCUCUCGGAAGUGGAGUGGAGAGUCAGGGCAUCCCCCGAGAUGCGCAACAACGAACGCAGAGACCCAGGCGGAAGCCGUGGGACGAGGGUGAAAUGAAGUGACUGGGAGGGGGCCAAUAAAAUGCCGGUAGUCAGGUC